This is a messenger RNA of Asparagus officinalis (garden asparagus), 2022 nucleotides long. Its product is annotated as pentatricopeptide repeat-containing protein At5g42310, mitochondrial-like. Lineage: Eukaryota; Viridiplantae; Streptophyta; Magnoliopsida; Asparagales; Asparagaceae. The transcript has 4 exons. Gene Ontology annotation, molecular function: protein binding. The record is from RefSeq and is a predicted model, not a curated record. Bases 120 to 1655 code for a protein of 511 amino acids.
UCUCUCUCUCUCUCUCUCUUGUUAUUCUUCUUUAGCUCGCAAACAUGGAACUUUGAGAAGAAAAAAAACCGCGGAAACAAUAUAAACACUACCCAUUUCUUUAGCCCAGACGAUGAACAAUGGGAACGCUAUUCAUCUCAGCUCACCUCCCCUCCUCGCCACCACCUCCAGUCCUUUCCCCUCACAAACCCUCCGUCAAAUUCCUCGCUUUUGCCGCGUACCCAGAUGCUGCUUUGUCCUCAAAAUCCAGUCUUGAUGGCAAGAUCCCCAAAUUGCCAGAAAAUCGGGAGCUCUCGUGGGAAUCAUACAACAAUUUGAUCCGAACCCAUUGCCAGAGUGGCCUCGUCGACGAGUCCCUCGCGCUCUUAUCCCAGAUGGAGUCGUCGUGCAUGCACCCCAACGGGCAGUCAUACGUUUGCCUAAUUGGCGCCCUCGGGAGCCUCGGGAGGACCCUCGAAGCCGACGGGCUUUUCCGAGAGAUGAAGUGGUUGGGCCUCAGGCCCAGCUUGAGGGACUACAAUGUCCUCUUAAGGGGGUUCUUGAGGAAGGGGCAGCUAGUGCUCGCGGAUAGAGUUUUGGCGGAGAUGGAUGGGGAUGGUGUCGGUAGGAAUCGAGAAACUUACAUGCUGCUGUUGAAUGCUUAUGCCCACGCCGGGAGGCUGGAGGAUACUUGGUGGGUUAUCGGCGAAAUGAAGCGGAAGGGGAUUCGGAUGAAUUCCGAGGCCUAUUCCAAGAUUAUUGGGCUUUAUAGGGAUAAUGGCAUGUGGAAGAAGGCUUUGGCUCUUGUGAGGGAGGUGAGUGAGCUUGGAAUUACACCCGAUAGAAGAAUCUAUAAUAGCAUAAUCGACACGCUGGGGAAGAACGGUCAGAUGGAAGAUGCAGCUAAGGUGUUUGAGAAUAUGCGGAGCGAGGGUAUGAAGCCGAAUAUCAUGGCAUGGAAUGCCUUGGUUCGGGGAUUUUGUAAGGCUGGGGAUAUCGAAAGGGCCCUUGAGUUCCUCACUAGGAUGCAGGAAGAGGGGUUGUAUCCUGACCCGAAGAUUUUCAUUGCGAUCAUCAGCCAUUUAGGGGAGCAAGGGAAGUGGGAUGAGAUCAAAAGCAUUUUUGAGAGUAUGAAGCUUAGGGGGUUUCGAAAAAGCGGAGUUAUUUAUGCAAUCCUAGUGGAUAUAUAUGGGCAAUAUGGGAUGUUUCAAGAUGCCGAGGAGUGUGUGGCUGCUCUUAAAGCAGAAGGUCUGAAGCUCUCAGCUAACGUUUUUUGUGUACUUGCAAAUGCUUAUGCACAGCAGGGACUGUGUGAACAAACUGUAAAGGUUCUUCGACUGAUGGAAAUGGAAGGAAUCGAGCCAAACCUUAUAAUGUUGAAUUUGCUGAUCAAUGCAUUUGGCAUUGCUGGUAGACAUUUGGAGGCGCUAGCUGUUUUUGAGCAUAUUAAGGAGAUUGGUAUUAGUCCGGAUGUUGUUACCUACAGUACUUUAAUGAAGGCAUUCAUUAGGGCAAAAAGAUACGACCAGGUUCCAAAAGUGUACAAGGAAAUGGAAGGUGCUGGAUGCACAGCAGACAGAAAAGCUAGGGAGGUUCUGCAGAAUGCCUCGAUUAUAUAUCAACAGAUGGGCGAAGACCUAGCUGCUCACUCUUACUCAGCUAGAGGAACAACUUGAAGUAGAGAAAGCUCUUCAGAACAAUUGAUCAAGAUUUUUGCGGUCAGUGAUAAAAGCCUGAUAUCAUACUCUUUUGUGAGUCGGUGUCAAAAGCACAUCGCAACAGAUACUAAAAGCUGAUACAUAUACAAGAAACAAGGGUUCAGCGAUUUUCUUGCAUGUGAGUUUAAGCAUCCUUUGCUACACAACCUGAAGGAGUUCAUGUCCACAUGUAUGACGUGAAUGGAGGUGUUCAGAAAUUUUAGUCAUGAGCAGUAUAUCAUCUUAUCUCCUGUUUUUUUAAAGAAAGUUUAUUUUACCUUGAAGUUUGAAGUGAUACUGUAUGUACUCAUUGGUUCCAAAAUGAAAUUUCUGCUCCUUAAGUCUA